GAAUGGACUUGCGUUGAUCAUAAUCCCAUAAUGCUAUGGGUCCUCCUUGAAGCUUUCCAAAAAAAGAUUGUAUUUGACUUGUUGACAUCCUAGCUCAUAAUGGAGAAUCAACGCAGCUUUCAAAUGCUGAAAUGUACUGCCCUACCUCUUACAAGAUUUGUGUGCAUACAAGUAGUUGACGGUGAAAAUGGCAACAUCAGAGCUCCAAAAUACGUUUAAAAUAUUGAUAGCUUCUGACAUCCAUCUAGGAUAUAUGGAAAGUGACCCAAUUAGAGGUAAUGAUUCCCUAAACACAUUCGAAGAGAUUCUUCAGAUUGCUAGAGAAAAAAAUGUUGACUUCAUUUUACAUGGUGGAGAUCUAUUUCAUGAAAACAAACCAUCCAGACCCACUCUCCACGGAUGCUUAGCUCUGCUUCGUGAAUACUGCAUGGGGGAUAAACCUGUGAACUUUGAAUAUUUGAGUGAUCAGUCAGUAGACUUCAAACAUUGUAAGUUUCCUAAUGUUAACUAUGAAGAGCCCAACUUCAAUAUUUCAAUACCUAUGUUUUCAAUACAUGGCAACCAUGAUGAUCCAACUGGGCCAGGAAAUUUGUGUUCUCUAGAUCUGCUUCAUACCGCAGGCUUUGUGAACUAUUUCGGCAAAGCAACGUCAUUAGAUAAAAUACAAAUAUCUCCAUUGCUUCUGCAGAAGGGAGAGACAAAACUUGCACUGUACGGUCUUGGUUCUGUCAGAGAUGAACGUUUACACAGAAUGUUUGUUAAAAAGGAUGUAUCUAUGCUGAGGCCUAAAGAGCAUCCAGACGGAUGGUUUAAUGUGUUUGUGUUACAUCAAAAUCGAGCCAAACAUUCUGCCACUAGUUACAUCCCGGAACAAUUCCUUGAAGAUUUUCUUGAUCUUGUGGUCUGGGGUCAUGAGCAUGAGUGCCGUUUAAAUGUGAGUGGGGAGAAAGUGGAAUGGAAUCCAACACAACAGUUUUAUGUGUGUCAACCAGGCAGCAGCAUUGCUACAUCUUUGAGUGAAGGGGAAACAGUUUCAAAACAUGUCGGUAUCUUAGAGAUCAACGGAAAAAACUUUCGCAUGAAUUCUGUUCAGCUCAAGUCAGUAAGACAGUUCUACAUGGAAGAUGUGGUGCUUGGGAAACAUCUUAAGUCUACUGAACCCAAUGCACAAAAAAAAGCUGAGGUAUUUUGUCUACAGAAAAUUGAAGACAUGAUUUCAAAAGCAGAAGAAGAGCAUACUGGUAGUGCUAAGCAACCCAAGCAACCACUAGUGCGAUUGAGAGUUGAUUACAGUGGGUUCGAUCCUUUCAGUUCACAAAGGUUUGGACAGAAGUUUGUUGAUCGAGUAGCAAAUCCAAAGAGUAUGAUUCAUUUUCACAGACAAAGAAUUGAAAGAUCAACAUUUAAAGAUGAUCCUGAUGUGGUUGCAAGACUCAAGACAAUUCCUCUUGACAGUACACGUGUAGAAGACAUGGUGUCUAAAAUUGUUUCAGAGGAUAGGUAUCAGUUAAAGCUCCUGACAGAAAAAGGAAUGGGAGAAGCAGUGAAGGAAUAUGUUGACAAAGAUGAAAAAGGUGCCAUCGGUGAAUUGGUCAAGUAUCAGCAAAAAAACUUAUCUCUUCAGUAUCAGUUAAAGCUCCUGACAGAAAAAGGAAUGGGAGAAGCAGUGAAGGAAUAUGUUGACAAAGAUGAAAAAGGUGCCAUCGGUGAAUUGGUCAAGUAUCAGCUAAAAAAGACUCAGGGUUACUUACACAAGCGCAACACUUCAGAAGACCAGAUUGUUGAGGAUGUAUUUCGUUAUAAAGAGGAGAGAAAAAAAACUUCAGGAGAAGUGGAGGAGGAGGUGAAAGCUGCUCUUAAGGAAGCCCAGGCCAAGCGAGAGUCACAGCCCAAUGGAGAUGCUGAUGUCACUAUGACUUCUGAUGAUGACAUGGACCUGGCAGAGGGAAGUGAUACUUCACAAGUACUUGUUGCAAGGGGAAGGGGAAGAGGAACCAGAGGUCGUGGGAGAGGUCGAGGAAAAGAUUUAGAUGACGAUAGAGAUUUGAUUAUCACCUCAAAGUCAAGCAGCAGAGGAAGAGGGUCUCGUGGUGGUCGAGGUUCCAGAGGGUCAAAAGCACCUGUAGCUGCUGAAAGAGGAAGUAUCACAUCUUUUCUUAAGCCCUCCAGUUCAAGACAGUCAAUCAGAAGAGACUCAGAAGAGGAUUCUAUAAUCCUUGAUGACAGUGAUGAAGAGGAAAUGUCCAACUCUAGCAGACAUUCUAAAACAUCAAAAGCAACUUCUAGAAAAAGAGGAAUUUCAUACUUUGAAGAUUCGGAUGAGGAGGAAAGUCUUACAAAAAGAAAAAAAUAAAAAUUUGGUACAAAAUGACGGCACCAUUCCCAGAAAAUUUAGAUGAAAAUUGAGACAUAAGACAACAGUUUGUAUUUUAAAUUAAAAUUUUGUUGACUUAUUUAAAAAAUGCUUUUAGUCUGUUAGUAAUGCUUUUCUGUAUUAAUCUUAUAAUAUUUAGGAACUUUUUUUUUUUUUUUCUAAAUGUUUAUGUAUGCAUAUUUAUAAAAUACAAAUUGAUUAAACCUUUAUAUUUAAAAACAUGCUUUAAAUUGAUUUAUAAUUUAAAUAGUUUUGAAACCUAAUUGAUAUUAUGAAUAACUCCAUUUAAAAACACUAUUACUCUGAGCUAAAAAUUACUGUUAGCAGAGGAACUCUGUCUUUCAAAUUUAGCCAAUGAUGACCAAUAGUAAAAGCAGUCGAAAUGUAAUCAGGAACAAAUGUAACCCAAAACAAAUACAUAUUUUUGGAAAAGUAGUGGAAUGGAUUUAAAUUUUAAGAAAGUGGUUGUGAAAUUAUGAUGGGAUAAGUUUUCUUUCUUAGUACCAGUAAAUGAAUAGUUUUGACACUAAUUAGAAAGUGAAAAAAAAAACAACAUUAAAUGAAUAUUGUUUAUGUAGAAAAGCUUAUUAUUAUGAAUGAAAAGACAUUGUUCAACUUAGCAUACAAUAAUUUUGUUCUAUUAGUCCUACCUAGAAUUAUGAAUGAAAAGACAUUGUUCAACUAAGCAUACAAUAAUUUUGUUCUAUUAGUCCUACCUAGAAUUAUGAAUGAAAAGACAUUGUUAAACUUAGCAUACAGUAAUUUUGUUCUAUUAGUCCUACCUAGAAUUAUGAAUGAAAAGACAUUGUUCAACUAAGCAUACAAUAAUUUUGUUCUAUUAGUCCUACCUAGAAUUAUGAAUGAAAAGACAUUGUUCAACUUAGCAUACAAUAAUUUUGUUCUAGUAGUCCUACAAAAAGACAUUGUUCAACUUAGCAUACAAUAAUUUUGUUCCAAGAGACCUGCUCAUUAUUAGUGGGAAUGACUUAAAAGUUUUUAAUGUAUACCUAUUGAUUUUAUUGCAUUGUUUCUUGUUUUUGUUUUUAGUAUAUUUCAAUGUCCCUGUUAAAUUUUUUGUUUGAAUUUCAUUAUAGUUCAUUAAAAUGAGAUCAUUUUGAAAUUUUUAAAAAUAUUUCUAACACAAAUAGAAGUUGUAUAUAUGAAACUUCCCAGUAUAUUUAAAAGUCCAUAAUCAUUCAAAAUGAUUUGUUGUGUUUUAUAAGGCAAACCUAGUUUUAUUAAUGUGAUUUCUUUAUAUUGUCAUAAGUUCCACCAUCUUUGCUAACCCUAGUUCUCAGAUCAAUGCAGUGAGGAUGUUCUACCCUUGCAAUAUAUUAUUAUAUGUUAUUGAUCCUCAUUACUUCUCUUUUCUUUUUUGUUGAUUAGAUUUCUGGUUUUCUUCUUAAACUUUAGACAGUUUCAAAUUAUGUGGAGUCUUGUAAAACAUUUGAAUGGUGCAAUAGGCACUAAUAUAAUGCUUUUUGGCAUAAUGUAUAAUACAACAGUUGCUUAACUAAUGCCAUGAGCUGAGAGAAAAGUCUUAAUUACUUCCUUCUUGGAAUGGAUCAACUUUAUAUUUAAAUGUGUAUGUUUACUUUAGCUUUGACAUUUUUAACUAAUUUCUAAACAUGGUCUUCAAUAUAGAUUAGAAAAUGUAUAAAUUUUGAAUACCAAUAUGCAGUUCUGACUGUCAGUGCAUUUAUAUUUUUAAAAAUAUCUAUACUUUUUAUUUGUAUAUAGUCAAGUAAAGUUCCCCUUUAAGACCUUGCAAUCUAUUGGGCAGAUGAUGUUAAGGUCGUCUGUUUCUUUGGCUAACGGUUAAUGAGCAUGGUGUCAUGUGGCCAGCACACUGACCAACCUCCUUUACUCUUAAGUCAGGUACCCAUUACAGUCGGGUGGACUCAGGGGCGCCCUAAAAAUCCUGAAAUUUAAAAUCCCAAUCUUCACCAAGAUUCAAACCCAGGACUCCAGGUUCGGAAGUCAAGUGUUUAACCACUCUACCACUGCGCCCCCAUGAAUUAGUAUAGCAUUCAAUAAAUUUAGUUUUAUAUUAAAUAAAGAAACGUUACAAAAAUUAAGUUUACUUGUUUACAAAAAAUUGUGUUCUGUUAGUGUGAAAGUGGUUUUGGCAUCAUGUAGAAAAUUGCUAUAAAACAAGACAUCUUUAUAACAUGAUUUUUUAAAUUUUAGUACUAAUAUUUUGAAUGGCAUUGAAAUAAUAUACAUUUUAUUAUACAUGCAUAGGUAUGUUUAAUAUUUAUAGUUGACUAUAAAGUUCCUUAUAUUCAUUCAUGGUAAUAUAAUUUGUGAUUGUAACAUAUGGGUCAAGUUUUAAAAGUACUUUAUAUUCAGGGUCUGAUUUGAGGGUCUGUAGGCCCUGGGAAAACAAGGAGCAGAGGCUCUAAUUAUUUUCUGAAUAAAAGAACCAUAUUUUUUUCCUAAGACUGCUUUAUUGAUCCUUAUGGAAAUUUGUUGUGAUUACAAGGACUCUUUUCUCAUAUAAAGACAACACAACAGAAACAUACACAUAAAUCCAAAAGCAAAUUAAAAUUAUUUCAACUAAGAAUGAGGUAAUUUGUAAAAGUAAAUACAAUUUAUCAACAAGUAACUGUCGUUGAUAAUUUCACUGAAAUCUAGCUCCCAGAGUAAAUCAAUUUCAAUACUAUCUAUGGUUAGCUAUGAUAGCCGUUGUUUUCUCAUCUGUUGAUUUAAUUUUAGACAUGUUUUAUAAUGUCUUCCCUUUUCAUUGUUCUUGUUAUCUAUUAACCAUUUGCCCAUCAAUUAAAAACAAUUAUUUUUACGCCAGAUUUCUGUAGUAUUGUUUGAUUAGGAAAUAAACUCAUUACUAUUGUACUUAGCACACGCAGCAUCCGGUGGUACAAUCUCAUUUUUUGUGAAAAACACUAAAUUUCAAGAAACUAUUUAAAACAAAAUCCUAGCCUCCACUGAGACUUCCACCCCUACAUGAUUCUUAGAUCACACGUUCCACAAACUAAUCUUAGAGAUGUUUUGAAGUACAGAAGAUUAAAUCAGUUUGUGAAAUAGAUCAAGGGGAAAUAACCUCCAUUUGCUUUUACAACCUCCACUUUCUAUCAGAUUUUUCGAAGCCUUGAAUGAAAAUGUUUUUAUUAUCCGUGACUGAAAGUAAAGUCAUCAUCUUUAACCUCUGCUAGUACAUUACACUUUUAUGUGAGCAAGAGGUGCAGCUUCUUUAUUUCAACUAUUCAUAAAGACUUAGGCCAAAGUCAGUAAUUUCUGCCAAUGUCUUACAAAAUUUGAGAUAAUUAACACCCAGAUUUUUUAAAUUUUUGUUUGCCCACAGAACUUUUGUCCACACGUUUGUCCACUGUGUGUCUUUUAAUUUCAUUUUUUGACAGAAAAUUCAUUUCAUAAGAUUUUUUCAUUGUUACAAACACUUGAGGCUGAUCAUUUAGCACUGAGUUGUACAUGACACAUAAGGCAGCAUUUUAGUUCGCUCUAUAAAUUUUCAUGUUUUUAGGUUGAUUGAACAUGGCUCUGUGAAGAGAGACAAUCUGGACUAGCUGGAAUUUUAAACUCAUUUGUUCAUCAUAAUAUUUGCUUUUUAUGUCAGACAAAAAAUGUAUGUAAUAUUGUUUAAACUUCAUUUAAAAAAAAAAUAUGUAAGUAAUUAAACUUUUUCUUGAUCA
Molecule: messenger RNA, 6042 nt
Organism: Biomphalaria glabrata
Lineage: Eukaryota; Metazoa; Mollusca; Gastropoda; Planorbidae
Product: double-strand break repair protein MRE11-like
Exons: 12
Coding region: 188-2353 (721 amino acids)
Biological process (GO): mitotic G2 DNA damage checkpoint signaling; double-strand break repair via homologous recombination; mitochondrial double-strand break repair via homologous recombination
Cellular component (GO): Mre11 complex; nucleus
Molecular function (GO): DNA endonuclease activity; manganese ion binding; 3'-5'-DNA exonuclease activity
Source: RefSeq, a predicted model, not a curated record